Hippopotamus amphibius kiboko is the source of this 3612-nucleotide messenger RNA. RefSeq names its product UDP-glucuronosyltransferase 2A1. Lineage: Eukaryota; Metazoa; Chordata; Mammalia; Artiodactyla; Hippopotamidae. The transcript has 7 exons. The coding region runs from base 1 to 2217 and encodes 738 amino acids. The record is from RefSeq and is a predicted model, not a curated record. Gene Ontology annotation, molecular function: UDP-glycosyltransferase activity.
AUGUUGAACAAGAACAUUCUACUGUUGUCUCUUCAGAUAAGUCUCCUAGGAGCCACUCUUGGUGGGAAUGUUUUGAUUUGGCCAAUGGAAGGUAGUCAUUGGCUAAAUGUUGAGAUAAUCAUAGAUGAGCUGAUUAAAAAAGAGCACAAUGUGACUGUCCUAGUUGCUUCUGGUGCACUUUUCAUCAAACCGACCUCUAACCCAUCUCUGAUAUUCGAAACAUAUAAAGUGCCCUUUAGCAAAGAAAGACUAGAAGGAGUGAUUAAGGACUUUGUUUUGACAUGGAUGGAAAACAGACCAUCACCUUUAACCAUUUGGAGAUUCUAUCGGGAGAUGGCCAAAGUCAUCAAGGACUUCCACAUGGUAUCUAGAGAAAUCUGUGAUGGUGUUCUCAAAAACCAAAAGCUAAUGGAAAAGCUGAAGAAAAGCAAAUUUGAGGUCUUGGUAUCAGAUCCAGUAUUUCCGUGUGGUGAUAUAAUAGCUUUAAAACUGGGAAUUCCAUUUAUAUACUCCUUGAGGUUUUCUCCAGCCUCAACAGUGGAAAAACACUGUGGGAAGGUACCAUACCCUCCUUCCUAUGUUCCUGCUAUUCUAUCAGAACUCACCGACCAGAUGUCUUUCACUGACAGAAUAAGAAAUUUCAUUUCCUACCAUCUACAGGACUACAUGUUUAAUACUCUUUGGAAAUCGUGGGAUUCCUACUAUAGUAAAGCUUUGGAUGGUAGCCAUUGGUUAAAUAUUAAGAUAAUUUUGGAAGAGCUGAAUCAAAGAAAUCACAAUGUGACUGUACUGGCUUCAUCAGCGACUCUAUUCAUCAACUCCAAUCCUGAUUCUCCUGUGAAUUUUGAGGUGAUACCUGUUUCCUACAAGAAGAGCAAUAUAGAUUCCUUAAUUGAACAUAUGAUAAUGCUGUGGAUAGAUCACAGACCAACCCCUCUCACGCUCUGGACUUUCUACAAAGAACUAGGAAAACUCCUAGAUACUUUUUUUCGAAUUAAUGUACAAAUCUGUGAUGGAGUAUUAAACAACCCCAAGUUAAUGGCAAGACUUCAGAAAGGUGGUUUUGAUGUGUUGCUAGCUGAUCCAGUAACAAUCUGUGGAGACCUGGUUGCUCUGAAAUUAGGAAUCCCAUUCAUGUACACUCUGAGGUUCUCUCCAGCCUCAACGGUGGAGAGACACUGUGGAAAAAUCCCAGCACCUGUGUCCUAUGUGCCUGCAGCCCUUUCAGAGCUCACUGACCAGAUGACCUUUGGUGAAAGGGUUAAAAAUACCAUAUCUUAUCCUCUGCAAGACUAUAUAUUUCAAUCCUACUGGGGAGAAUGGAAUUCAUACUACAGCAAAGUCCUAGGAAGACCCACUACCUUAUGUGAGACUAUGGGGAAAGCAGAAAUUUGGCUAAUCAGGACAUAUUGGGAUUUUGAAUUUCCUCGUCCAUACUUACCUAACUUUGAGUUUGUAGGAGGAUUGCACUGUAAACCUGCCAAACCAUUACCGAAGGAAAUGGAAGAAUUUGUCCAAAGUUCAGGUGAAGAUGGCAUCGUGGUGUUUUCUCUGGGCUCAAUGGUCAAAAACCUCACAGAAGAAAAAGCCAAUCUCAUAGCCUCAGCCCUUGCCCAGAUUCCACAGAAGGUUUUAUGGAGAUACAAAGGAAAGAAUCCGGUCACAUUAGGUGCCAAUACUCAGCUCUAUGAUUGGUUACCACAGAAUGAUCUUCUUGGUCAUCCCAAAGCAAAAGCUUUUAUCACUCAUGGUGGAACCAAUGGGAUCUAUGAAGCUAUCUACCAUGGGGUGCCUAUGGUGGGAGUUCCCAUGUUUGCUGAUCAGCCUGACAACAUUGCUCACAUGAAGGCCAAAGGAGCAGCUGUGGAGGUGAACAUAAACACAAUGACAAGUGCAGACUUGCUCAAUGCCUUGAGAACAGUCAUUAAUGAGCCUUCCUAUAAAGAGAAUGCUAUGAAGUUAUCAAGAAUUCACCAUGAUCAGCCUGUAAAGCCCCUGGACCGAGCAGUCUUCUGGAUUGAGUUUGUCAUGCGCCACAAAGGAGCCAAGCACCUGAGGCCAGCUGCCCACGACCUCACCUGGUUCCAGUACCACUCCUUGGAUGUGAUUGGGUUCUUGCUGGCCUGUGUGGCAACUGCUGUAUUCUUGGUCACAAAAUGCUGUUUGUUUUCUUGUCAAAAAUUUGGUAAAACAGGAAAGAAGAAAAAGAGAGAAUAGAUCUUUCUAAGUUUGGUAAAGUCUUGUAUGGGCAAUUCUGUUCAUUCCAGCCACAAUGACCUUAAUGAAAACAUGACAUCUUCAUAUUGUUUUCAAAAUUCCCAUUGCUCUCUAUUUUAAAGUAAAGUCUAGAAUUUAACAAUAGCAUUAACUGGUGGGCAUGUCCCAUUCUUCCUUUGUCUUUUCCAGCUGGCUUUACACUCUUCCUCAAACAUUCCUGACAAAGGUACACUAAUAAAUAAUUUAAUGUUUAUUCUAUUCAUUAUAUCAAUUUUUUCUUUAUUUUUAAUCUUAAGUCAUAUGCUGACUGACAAUAUGCUAAAUCCUGGGGAACACGCAAAAUGUAAGCCAAAGUUGAUAGAUACAGGGAACACAGAGAAUAAGAUUCACAGUUCCUCUAGGAUAUACAAAGUAGGAAACCAUCAUAGGAGACCAUUAUUAGAAGAGUAAUGAUUUCACUUGUCAUAAAAAUAAGUCUUUCUGCUUUCCCAGUGUUACUGGGGUCAGAGCAUGAAUUGACAAUAAGUGUGAUGGUGCUUCACACCAGGAAAGAUCUACAAAUUCCCAUUAAACCAUAGAUAAUCAUAUGUACAUUCCUGCCUUUAGUCAGCAAGUAUUCUUGUGUGCCCUUUAGUGCAAGAAGCUGAGCACAGCCUGCAAACAAGAGAUCAACUGAAUCACUGAUUUUUUUCUCAGUGACAGAGAAUGUCAGUAGUAUAUACGUUAAGGGGGAAUAGAUAAUUUUUAGAAAAAAUAACAAGAAAAUAGGAAAAAUUUUUAAUAAUUUUAUGAAAAUGUUAAUUUAUAGUACAAUUGAUAAUAUUGAAGUUAAAUGUCAAUUCAUUAUAUUUAAAAAUCAUUAAUGCUCAUAAUCUAUAAUUGCUAUUUAUAAUCAAGGUGUAGUCUUCUGUCAAAAAACAAAUAUUCACUUGAAAGAUGCAAUUAUUAUAUUAGUUUUUAGUCUCUAUCUUCUACAAAUUUAAAUUCAUCAAUUAAUUGUUAUGCCAAAGAUGUAAGAUGUUAGCAGACCUAUUCAACCAAGGAUAUGUUGUAGUAAAUACAUAUCAAUGCAAAGCACUAAAGAGAAAUGUUUAUAUUGGAUUCAGCUUUGCAUUAAUUUAAUAAAUAGAUUAAAGAUUUUACUUUCUUUACCCAUUAUAAACUUAAUGAUAUGUCUAACUAAAGUUUUAAUCUCAGUAUUUGAUAUAUAAUCGAAGAAGUAAAUAACAUCCAUUGUCUUACUGAACUUUUUGAAAUUCUUAUCUAUUUCAAUAUGGUAUAUCAAAAAUUACUUCCAAUCUAAAAAUAAUUGUAUCACUGGAAACAUAUAAGUAUUUCCUCUUGAAUGUGUACAUUACUGAAAAUGCAAAUAAAUUCUACAAAUUCUUUUGUGAA